This is a messenger RNA of Gadus morhua (Atlantic cod), 7049 nucleotides long. RefSeq lists its product as uncharacterized. Bases 6107 to 6832 code for a protein of 241 amino acids. The transcript has 5 exons. The record is from RefSeq and is a predicted model, not a curated record. Lineage: Eukaryota; Metazoa; Chordata; Actinopteri; Gadiformes; Gadidae.
GCAGACAUUACAUGAUUACACUAUUCCUUUAGAUGUGAAUUCAAAUGGUCAAUGUAGUCCUCGAAACUAUGUUCUAAAUGUCCACAUUUUCAUAUAUAAAUAUAGAAUUGUAGGCAAUGCACUUAACAAAUAAUAAUAAAAAAUUGGACCCCCCCAAUGUCUAAACCAUGGUUACGCCCUUGGUUCCAAUGAAGCAACAAAGGGGUAGUAGAAUUUGUGUGCCUUAACUGCCAUUUAUUCUAUAUGGUCCACACCCAAACCCUCUGUAUCAUUAAAUGCAUGUUGAAAGUGCACAUUUUCAUUACAUACCCCUUAGUCAAAGGUUAGGAUCUGACCCUUCGUUGUCUACAUCGUCGUCUUCAUCUUUGUCUUCAUCUUCAUCUGCUACACCGUCUUCAUCUGCUACACUGUCUUCAUCUUCGUCUGUAUCUGCUACACCACCAAUUUCAGCUUCACCUUCAUCCAGUUCAGGUUCUAAUUCCUCUAAAGUAAAAUAAAAAAGGCUUUGAUGAGAACACACUCAAUUUAAUAUUAUCAUUAAUAGUAGUAGGAGUAUUUUGUAAUAGAAGCAGCAGUAUUAAUAAAAAAAAAAUUAAAUUAGGCACAUACCUUCAAUGUCAAUCUCUUCAAGAGAUUUUCCUUGGAAUUUUGCCAGAGAUCCUUUCUCCAUGGCCAAUAGAAGCUUGGAGAUUUUUGCAAUUUCGAUGGUUGCCUCUGGAAGUCGAUAAAGUCUCUGUGGACCCGUAUGUCAUGGCCCAAAAAGUUUGCUAGUUGGUCCAGCUCAUUGUUCUUGAGGUUCAGAAUCUGGGAUAGUGUUGCAACGUGCUUGCGAAAAUGUGUAGACCGAAGAUAUUCAGAAUUCUUGGCACCACAUUGACCUGCAAAGAUCCUGAUGCAGUCCUGUCCCCUGUAGAAACUAGUGGGGGGGCACUGUGGCUUUCCAAAUAAGAAAGGGUUGUCUUUGUGGACAUUACAUGCGUCUCUUUUGUCUGCAAGAAGGGCUGUUGCACUGACAACGUCAGGGUUUAAUAAAACAGCAACUUUUCUUCCCCUUUUGCCCAUAAUUUCAACCCUGCUGAAGUGCUUUGCUAGCUUUUGCUCAAACAGUGAGAGACCAUUAGCUAUGUCCUCAUGGAGCUCAGUCUGGUCUCUUUUCAUGAAAGACUCAAGUGUCAUUUUUGAAACUUCUCCUGCAUGGCGUCUGUUGAAGAUAAUUAUUUGCGUGAGUGUCACCCUGGCAAGUUCUGCAUACAUCUGUGGCGACUCGUGCUUCUUAAGGUUCUCAACAGCAUCAACUGAUUUCUUCUCCAGAUACUGGUGCAAAAGCUGCACAUCCUUUGUGAAUGGUAUGGUCAAAGUUUUGUUGAACUUUGACUUGCUCAAAGUAGCAAGAGCAGUGUGGGAGACAAGUUCGGUCCAUUCUUUUGUGCACAGCCUUGUGAAUCGCUCUGGUGCUUUUAUCGUCACUUCAUCUUCUGCUGAAAUGGCUCUGCAGAGAAUAAUGUCACCAAUCUUCUUCAGAGAGUGUCCUAAUUUUAGAGCAAGACUUGGUGUGCGAUAGCAGUGCUUCUCUUCAUCAUAACCCGCGACGUCUUUCACAGCCUCAAUAACUCGGUAAAAGUUUGUCGGUUUUACAGCAUCUUCAAAGCUAAAUAUAGAACUUUUUCUCAAGCUCAACAAUAGCCUGCCCAUUUCCCGAACCUUCUGUCUCAUGUAUUCAAAUUUUGUUGGAUCACUUCCAUGUUUGUUGUAGAGAGACUGACCAAGUUGCAGUAUGAGGAAAUCAUUUCGAGAUGCCGAUGAUACCUCAUCUUGCUUCAUAUUUCCAAGGAUCUUCCACAACCCAGGAGAAAUAGCUUUGGAGAAUGUUGACUCUGCAACAUCAGCCAGAACUAAGACUUUGGCCCUACCAGUUGCGUCAGUGUUUGAGGCUUCCUUUGAAGGACAUCUACGUGUAUGGCGCCAAAGCUCUUUGCGAGCAAACGUGCCUUUACAAUACACGCAGUGCACAUACUUUUUGGCAUUAAGUGAGAUGUUCGAUCUUCCUGGUCUUCGUUUUAAUUUCAGUGGUCCACUCUGAUUCUGCAUUGCCUCUUGAUUAUGUUGGUAAUUGCCUUUGUCCCGCAGCUUCUCAAGUAAAGCUUUUCUCUCGUUAGAGUUUUUAGGGAACAAGAAUGCUUGAGCAAUAUCAGGCUCUUCUUUUUCAUGCUUUUUAAAGUGACGGGAAAUUUUAGUUUGAGGUUUCUUGCAAACGUAACAGUAAUUUUUUGUGCAUGAAGAGUAAUUUGUCUCCCUCUUAUCAGAAGAACAAGACUCUGUAAUAACCAUCUUCUUUUUCUUCUUCAAACUUGGGAGCCUCUGAGCAUUUCUUGUGGUGGGUUCAUGAUCAGAACUGAUUUCGUUGGAGUCAGAAGCAGUCUUGUCCUCCAGGUCAACACAUUCUGUAGGUUGUGGCACAGUCUUUUCCCUCUCCUCAGAAGACCCUGAGACAGUUUGACUUGCAAUCUUACAAUGUGGUUCAUUGACGGUGGAAAGGAUAUGAUCCGAAUCUUCAUCAGAGCUGCAUCCAUCACUACUUGUUGCAGUGUCAGGAACGUAGUCUCCAUCACAGUUGGAACCAUCAACACUGGAAAGUUCACUACUUGUUUCAGGAACAUAGUCUUCAUCACAGAUUGAACCAUCAACACUGGAAAGUUCAGUGAUCUUCAUAUAAAAAGACGAAAGAAAUCUUUAUCAACUUUUUUUACAUUAUCCAAACAGAUCUCUCAUUCGUAGUUAUAUGAUAACGUACCAGUGAUUCGUUAUUCCUGUUGAAGCAGGAUUUGUGCCAUGAUGUUGAACAUACUGAAACAAAUUUACAAAGGAGAAUUAGCUGGUUAUAUUUUUCAAGCAAAAGUUUUAAACAUCAAAUAACUAACAAAAAUGAAAGUAACUCAAGUGAAAUCCUAGGUAUGCUUUUGAAAUGCUGAUGAUUUAACUGAAGCGUCUGAAAUAAAAGGAAAAAAGCUGUUUCAGUAACAGAUACUGACUUUUACAUGUCAGACCAAUCCAUUUUAGGCUCGAGACGGGUCCUCUACAGUCUUGACAGUGAUCCAAACUGGAGACAACUGCACUGGUCAAUACAUGGUGGCACUGAGGAUCCAAAAUGUAACAUAAAAGUAAGAAAAUAAAUAUAUAUCGAUUGUAAAGUGAGUUUUAAGAGUGAAAUGUCCCGAUAUACUUUUAGGGCAUACUAAUAACAAUAAAAAUGACAGAAAUAAUAGUGUGUUUGUGCGUGCGUAUCUUUCCAAAUAAUCUAAAACAUUCCACCAGUUACUAUUUGACCCAAUGUGUGGAGGCAAUGUAACACCCUCUUUAAGACACUGAACCAACAUCUAAAAACCUCAAAUGGCCGACAUUAUAUAAAAGUUCAACUUGCCUUCUUGGUGGUUGACGAGGCUGGAGCUUCCUACUCAGGGUUCGAUGCACAAGGUGUCUGAAAAUUGUAGAGAAGAAAUGUAUAUUGUUGUCAUAACGUCUGUAGAGGUUUGAGGAACACUUGCAUGAACAAAAUGUUUUGCAGUUAUGGAGGACGUGCGAACAUGCUUGAUAAAGGCGAUAGGCUAGUAAUGUUACCGGCUGUCUUUACAAGUCACACUAGUAUCCCUACAAGUCAUAAUGCAACCAGACGGCUGUGUAUCUUUCCAAAUUAUCUAAAACAUUCCACCAGUUACUAUUUGACCCAAAGUGUGGAGGCAAUGUAGCACCCUCUUUAAGACAAUAGUCCAGCUAAAACAGGCUUAUACUACAACCAGUCGUCCUCAAGUAACACUUUGCCAGUGGGUGAAAGAAUACAACACUUACUAUAUCAUUGCCUGUUGUGUAUGGAGGUGAACUAAGUCCAAUGACAGCCUCACUUUUCUCUCCAAAGAGACCCCGUAAAAGAGUACAGAUAGACCCAACUUAAACAUUUACUUAUUUUCAUUCAACCAUCAAUGUGCUUAUAAUAUUGUAUGAACAGCAAACCUUCAAGCAUACAGUAUAUUCAAGCAUUUUAUUCAAGCAACAAACACUCACAAACAAUCUCUCCCUCUCAUCAUGGCACUGUACUGCAGACUAAAAGAGUCAGGGUGGGGCUGAAGGCUUUAAAUAUGGUGUCAGGAAACACCUGCUGCCACUGAUUGGCCCUAUUUGGGCCAAACCAUUUUCCCUUGUGUCAAAGGAGGACACUGGACAUUGACAUUGGACGUUAAUGAGCGACAAGCCUAAAUGCACCAGUGAAAAUCACUGAUCUACAAGAUGAAAUGAACUUUAACAUGUAUGCUGUAUUUUUGAUGAGUUUAUUCAUGGUUGAUUUGCAAAAUGCCACAGUAUUAUAAUCCUCCUGUUGAUUGGGCCUGUCUAGUGGGAGGGCCAUGGGGUAUAAAAGGGGUGAGCUGCUGUCCUUCUGACAGUCUGCUGUUGCCAGAAGACGUUGUCUGUGUUGAGCAGGGUGCUCAGCUCUCCACGAGAUGCUAAAUAUCUACUGAGGUGAUAAUUCCAUUAUGUUGUAAAUUAUGGUUAAAUGCAUUCAGUAAUUGAGUUUAAUUUGCAUUUAUUUUGCUAAUGGAUUAUCUGAUUUAUUGACAUUGAUUAUUUGAAGUAACGGUAUUUUAUGUUGAAUAUGCUUGAUUUAUUAUAGAGAAUUUGAUUAUUGAUUAUUUGAAUUGAUUGAAUUAUUUGAUUUUGGAAUUGGUUAUUAUUACUAUUUUCAGAUAUUGGUGUUGGCCUCCUCUGUAUGUUUUGCACUUAUCUGACAAUUCUCUUCCACACAGAGCAGAAUUGUGGCCUAUUUGACGAAUUUAUUUUUUCUUAAUUAUUUUUUAUUGCUGUAAAAAAAAAGAAACUCAACACCGAGUAAUCUGUGUUGGCCCCAACACCGGUAACGUCGGUAAUGCGGCAACCCCACUCCUUAUACAAGUUAUACAAGAGUCAAAUAUGACAAAACCGAAGGCAAUGGGAGACUGUCCCAUUUGCCUGAAAGCACUACAAUUUGUGGCAAAGCAUCUAAGGGAGAUCCAUUCCCUCCACAACAACCGGGAGAGGGGCAUCCUAAACUUCCUGGCCACAGGCAGGACUUUGAUCCCCGCCAGACCCUGCUCCCUUCCCGGAUGUUCGCCCCAUCUCCUCUGCGUGGAGAAACAUCUUAGGACUCAUAAUGAGCUUCGCAAGGGAAACGUGAAUCGGGAGAUCAAGGCCCUCAAGCGUGCCACAGCCAUAAAACAGCUGGCGGCCUUGAGGGCCACUGAUCCCCAUCCACCCAUCGUAAGCACGCUCGACCAGACGGAGGACCAGCAGUCUGACCCGGAGGCGGGAGUAAGCAUGUGCAAGAAGCGCACUUGCGUCAAUGCCCGCCUCCGGGUCCGUGAGCAAGAAAGGGAGCUGGCAGACCUCCGUACUAGGUUGGUCCAGCUCCAGGCCAAGCGCCGGCCUCGACGUGCCUCGACAUUCCUCAUCAUGUGUUGCAUCUUUACAGACACUUACCUUGAGGAGUAUGCAAAAUACCUUUUCUGCCCGGAAGGGACAAAGAAGAUGAAAGAACAGCGUGUCGAAGGCCAGCCGAGCAAAGGUGUUCCUCAAAUUCUUGACGCUCGACUGGCCUUCGAUCAAAUAUUGGACAUGGCAAUUUAUCUUUAAUAUCCCCCUCAUAAAGACGUAAGUAGUGAAUUUUUGAUAAUGAUGAAGUAGUACUCAAACAUAUGACUGAGACUAAUUACAGCCUGAUCUUUCUACAGCUACCCUGCUACGCUUAGAGCGGCUGGCCUGGCCCCGACCACAAUGGUUCUGUAUGUGGGCCAGGCCAUCUCCUUCAUGGAGUAUUUCAGAGAUACCCUGGCUAAAUACUCCCGGGUGACCAACGGCCAGCUGGUCAUGGUCACCCGGGAGUUGAGAAAGCUGAUGAAAGACCUAAACAGGAACGUCCUUGGCCACCAGUCCCUGGUGAAACAGGGCAAACAGAUGAGACUGGUGGCCAAGGAGGACCUGGCCAAGUGCCAGCUCCUGGCCAAGGCAAAGAUUCGAACUCUCUCUCGCCAUAAAAGCUUAAAGUCUCAUUGUCCUUUCCUAUUUUUAACUCAUUACAGCGGAUAUGAAAGCGGCGGCCCCCAGGGACCCAAAGACCCACUGCAGAUUAUUUGGGUACCUGGUGGCCUACCUCUCAUCAAUUUACGGGCACAGGUCGGGGGUGCUGACCAGAAUGAGAGUGAAGGAGGUCCAGGACGCCAUCGGGGACAGUGAGAAGGGCUACCUCAUUAAUCUCAUGGAGCACAAGACCGUGAGGAAGUUUGGGGUGGCCCAGGUCUAUUUGGAGUCAGACGAGUACGGGUGGUGCAGGGAGUGGCUCUGCCUGCGGCUGCCCUCCCUGCCCCAGAACUCGUACUUUUUCACGUCCUUUGGAAGGGGGGAGCCAAAGGACCUCAUAAAGUACUUCCGUCAAGCUUGGGGGGAGAUGGGCCUCCCCGGGUCUCCAAGCUUGACGGACAUCCGUUCAGCCGUGGCCACAUACAACUUGGAGACCAACCACUCAGAGGUCCGCAGGAACAUGAGUGAAUUCAUGUGCCACGACGUCCACACUUGUGGAGCGCAUAAAAGCGCUCCACAAGACAUUGCCACGGGCCAAGCAGAUGAGGGACCUCUUCGUCUGCUUGGCCCAGCAGGAGCCUUCACCCGCUCCUGCUGGCUCCUCCUCCCCCGCUCCUGCUGGCUCCUCCUCCCCCGCUCCUGCUGGCUCCUCCUCCCCCGUUCCUGCUGGCUCCUCCUCCCCCGCUCCUGCUGGCUCCUCCUCCUCCUCCUCCACUCGUGCUGGCUCUAUUAAGAAGAGGCUAAGGCCCUCUGUGGCCCAACGGUUGGCAAGAAAGGUGAAGGAGAGAGUGGGGAUUUCUCCCCGAAAGAGCAGGAGGAGGGCAGUCAUUGUCCUGAAAAAACUAGAGUAGUUCAGUUCAGUUAUAUAUAUUUAUUAUUCGUGUUGUGUUUCAGUUCUAUAUAUUUAUUCAUGUUAUGUUUAAGUUCUUAAUAUUUAUUCAUGUUCCGUG